GCAGAGAGGGGUGGAGGACACUGAGUGAAGGCCAGUGGAGGGAUGGGUAGAGAGGGAUGGAGGCCAGUGGAGGGAUUGGCAGAGAGGGGUGGAGGACAUUGAGUGGAGGCCAGUGGAGGGAUUAGCAGAGAGGGGUGGCGGAUACAGAAUGGUUAGUAAGGUGGAGGAGUCUGGCAGCAGCAUUCAUGAUGGGCUGAAGAGGGGAUAGCCUGCGAUGAGGUCGGCCAAUGAGGAGGGAGUUACAAUAGUCGAGGCGUGUUGCGGAGGUUGGAGAUGUUGCGGAGGUUGGAGAUGUUGCGAAGGUUGGAGGUGUUGGAGAGGUUGGAGAUGUUGCGAAGGUUGGAGGGUUGGAGAAGUUGAAGAUGUUGCG
Messenger RNA from Staurois parvus, 370 nucleotides. Lineage: Eukaryota; Metazoa; Chordata; Amphibia; Anura; Ranidae. The record is from the annotation of a GenBank genome assembly.